CACAUUACAUUAGUUAGAGAGAAAGUGUGGUAUUUCAGAAAUGGCCGAGUGAUGGUUUUAUUGCUUUCCUCUGAUUUUGAUACCUUCGAGAGGACCAAAAAUGGCGGAUAAAAGCUUCCUAGUAAAGCCUUAACUUCAAUAAUCAACGAGAGUAUUUCCAGAUUUUGGCCGCUCUUUCUCACUGUUUCUUAUGAUAUAACUUUGUUGCAUUUUGAAGCUUUCUUCUUUUUCUUUUUCUUCUUCUUCUUCUUCUUCGACGGGUUUUAACCAAAAUCAGUUACUUGAUGGAGUGAGCAGAUCCUGGUUGUUGUUUUAGAGAGAAAUAGUAAUGGUUCUGGAUAAGGCUAAGAAAGAGUAGUAGUUCCUGUAGAAAGAGAGAGCAUUUGAUGGUCGUUCGAUGGCCAAUUCUGAUUCAGACUCCUACUUACAAGCUGGCUCAUUGGGCAAACAUAUAAGCAGUUCAUUGUUCAGCAUUCCUGGAUUUUUUGCCGGGUUGGGGUCGAAAGGUUCGGUGGACAGUGAUUCGCUUAGAAGUCCUACUUCGCCUUUGGAUUUCAGGCUUUUUUCCAAUCUAAGCAACCCUUUCGGUUUUAAAUCCAUAUCAUCACCUGAAACUGAAAGUGGUCGUCAAAAUAAGUUUGUUUCUGGUGAAGUAGGUCUUGGCAUCAUAAAUUCUAUUGUUGUAGAUGACUGUGAAACGGCCAGUGAAGCUCGGGACUCAAACCGGAGGAAGAAUGUGAUUUUUGGACCACAAAUUAAAACUAAGAUCUCUAAAUCCUCGAACCAUUAUAUCAAAUCUUUGGGUUCUUCUUUGAAAUCUUAUUCUUUGCCAAGUAAUUAUACAAUCUCGUCACUCUCCAAAGCCAAAAUUCCAAGCUCCAAUUCUGAAGCCAUAGAUAGUGUCUGUGGCAAUGGAGAAUUUUCUGCUUUAGAAUCUGAACCCUUUGAAAAUAAUGCAUCAUUUUUGUCAAAUGCUGGCAGCUUUUCCUCCUCUGGUAUCGACUUGACUCAAAAUUCUGAUCCAAGUGCUGAAAAUUUUCCAUUGAAAAGUAGCAACACCAUCUUUCCAAUGAUUAACAAUAGCCCUCAAAGGGAAAAUUCAUUGCCAAUCAAAUCCUGUUCCUUGCCUAUAACUAUUGGCCCAAGUACUGCAUAUGUAGGCUCUCUUACCGCUCGAGAAAUAGAACUUUCCGAGGACUAUACCUGCAUAAUUUCUCAUGGUCCAAACCCAAAGACAACACACAUUUUUGGUGACUGUAUUUUGGAGUGUCACACAGAUGAAAAUAUCGAUUCCAGUACAAUGGAAGAGCCUGGGAUCGAAUCAUCUCUGGCAGAAGGUUUUGGUUGUGGAGUAGUGGAUGCAAAUUUGCGAAUCUGUUACUCAUGCAAGAAAGUUUUGAAAGAAGAGCAUGAUAUUUAUUUAUGCAGGGAUGGCAAAGUUUUUUGCAGUUCACAGUGUAGCUCUCAGGAGAUUUUUGGAGAAGAUAAAAUCAACAAAACUUCCAAAGAUGAUAGUGAAAGCUCUGCAGCAUCAAGCUACCAUGAAGACCUCUUCAUCAUGGGUCUCCCUUUUGCUUUAUGACAGUGAGUUAUAGUCUCUUUUCACACCCUCCCACUGGUCGUGUUCAGUGAGAUGGCACGACGGGAAGAGGAGGAUCAUCUGUUUACUAAGAGCUGUCUGUGUAAAUCAGUCUGCAGCCAUGGAUGAUCGCUGAGUUAACAGUUUUUUUCGAUUUUCUGCUUUCAUGGUGUUGGUGUCUUGACUAGAAAGAUGAGAGUUUUUGGUUCCUCCCUCCUUUGGGCAGAAUAUAGAUAUGGUAUUAUAUCUGUUUUUGCUUGUUCAUUGAAGAUUUUGAUCCAACUUUAUUAAUCCUGGAGAUCAUUUUGCUGCUGUAUCUCAAAGGCUUUUGUUGACUUGAAUAAAAAAAAAAAGAAUUGUGUUUGAAGACAGUUUCUUAAACAA
Benincasa hispida (wax gourd) is the source of this 1963-nucleotide messenger RNA. RefSeq names its product FCS-Like Zinc finger 10-like. The record is from RefSeq and is a predicted model, not a curated record. NCBI's taxonomy places the organism in Eukaryota, Viridiplantae, Streptophyta, Magnoliopsida, Cucurbitales, Cucurbitaceae.